Molecule: messenger RNA, 1578 nt
Organism: Cercospora beticola
Lineage: Eukaryota; Fungi; Ascomycota; Dothideomycetes; Mycosphaerellales; Mycosphaerellaceae
Biological process (GO): regulation of DNA-templated transcription
Molecular function (GO): DNA-binding transcription factor activity, RNA polymerase II-specific; zinc ion binding
Source: RefSeq, a predicted model, not a curated record
AGCUUCAAACGAAAGGAUCUCCUCGACCGACAUUAUAACAUCCACUCUGGAGGUAAACAGCCCCCCAACAACAGUCGAAGCCAAAGAGCUUGCGAUCGGUGUUCAAGGUUGAAGACAAGAUGCGACAACAUGGUCCCUUGCACGCGGUGUACUCGAGGAGGCCACGCAUGCACGUACAAGCUGAAAGGCAGUCGCGCCAGAGUUGAUCGAUCACCCAGAGCAUCUAUGGACAGCGGUACAUCUGCUCGAAGUCACGAUAGUCCUAUGCCCUCAGUUGGAACACCUGCAAUGUCGCCUGAACUCCCAGCUUCACUGGACUCAGGAACGCAAUUCGACCUUCAGAACAACUGGAUGGGUAACCUCUGGCUCGAAGAGCCGGCAUGGCAAUGGCCGCUUCCAGAAGACACGUUAGCACCUGCCGAACAAAACUCCAUACGGAUGGCAGCUCCUCAAGCAUACCCAAUGCAGUCAUGGGAAGGCGCUGUCGAUCCUGACUUGACAGGAAGCUACCUUCUGCCUCCAGGGCCUCUUUCCGACUCAGAAUACACUCCUUCCUUGGCGAGUCCUUCGUAUUCGGCAGCAUCGGUGGAGAGUCCUUUGCCUGCUACGAUGUCCAUGGCACCUACUCGGUAUGUUUCCUGUCUGUCGACCAGCGAGUACGAUCAGCUACUGCUUUGGAUAUCAGCAGACGCUAUCCUUAAGACGCAGUCUAGCAUUCACGUCUCCGUGUCCGCAAACAGCUACUGCCUGUUCGCGAUGAGUGGGCUCUCAGAAGACGAGCACAGCCUCUCAAAUCAAGAAUUCGACGAAUUGGUCAAUUUGAGCUUCGGGAAUGGGGCAGGCAACAUCGAUUCAAUUGAUCCAUCAGCGAAUGGCAGUGGAACCGCGCCCCCAAUCAGCGAAAGUGGUGAGCUCACUUCCCCACCACGACAUCGACUCCGGUCAGGAUCGCCGCUCAGCAAACCCCCGCCUCCUAUAAACCAAAAUGACGAGCUACAUUUCUCGCUGUCGCCGCUCGGCGACAGAAAGGACUCGGCGGCAACCCUUCUGCACGCACCAGACAAGACUAGACUCUCCGCCUUCUUCGAGCAAACAGUAGCUUUCAACCCAAACAACAAAAUCCUGCUUGGCCAACCAGUCUGCGCAGACGACAGACAGACAAGAUACGAGUUCAUGCUCAUCUUGGUACAUUACGACAAUGACCAGCUCCUACUUCGCUCGAUCGCUAGGGCACAAAACGGCACGAAAUCAGUCACCACCGAAAUCCUCGGCUUCCGUCUCUGGAAAUGCGUGUGCGAAAUCGAAGACCAUAUUGGUAUUACACCUCACGACAUGUUUAGUGCCUGCAAAGACGCGGCGCACUCCUAUCACAGAGAUAGGGCGACGCUCAAAUUCCCGACUGAGCGGCAGAAAGAUGAUAUCAAGAAAAUGUUGGCCUCGGGACAAGGUUUGAGUGAUUGUUCUGGUAUCGAGACGAGGAAGCAGAAUUGGCUAAAAAGCAAGGCUCAAACGCUUCGUGACCUUAAUGACUCGCAAGCUGGGUCGGCACCGCCCACGGCCGGAGAUCUUUCAUCCUAG